Molecule: messenger RNA, 249 nt
Organism: Chlorella variabilis
Lineage: Eukaryota; Viridiplantae; Chlorophyta; Trebouxiophyceae; Chlorellales; Chlorellaceae
Product: expressed protein
Exons: 3
Coding region: 1-249 (82 amino acids)
Source: RefSeq, a predicted model, not a curated record
AUGGGGCCCAGCACCCGCCUGCGGCGGGUGGCCGCUGCCGAGGCGCCGCCGGCGGGCCAGGAGCAGGCGGGGGCGCGGCCCUCAGGCCCGGCGCAGGAGUGGCCGCCGCCCUCCCAGCCGGACUGGUACAGGGCGGAGCUGAAUCGCUUCAACCGGAAGCACAAGCAGGCGCUGGAGCGCUUUGAGAGGGACCGCCUUAUUUUCCGACGAAUCAUGGGGUCUUCCCGCUCGUUGACUGUUCGUCCUUAA